AUGAUUAUCACCAUGCUUCCGCUGCUCGCGGCCCUGGCCGCCGCCUCGCCCCUCGCCCAGGAGAUGGUCACGAAGCAGGCGUUGAGAAAGGCCCCCGGCGGCUGGGUGCUCAAGGGCUCCGCGCCGGCCGACCUCCAGAUGAACAUGCACAUCUCCCUGAAGGAGCAGAACAUGGACAAGCUGCAGCAGCGGCUCCUGCAGAUCAGCGACCCUGGCCACUCUGACUACGGCAAGCACAUGUCCAAGUCGGACAUUGAGGCCCUGACGGCGCCCUCGAAGGCGAACAUAGGCGUCGUCAAGGAGUGGCUCAAGGCGCACGGCGUGCAGGCUGGCGAGGUCUCGAGCGGCUCCAUCGCCAUCACGGUGACGACGACGCAGGCCGAAGAGCUGCUCGGGGCCAAGUACGGCGUGUACUACCACGCGCAAAAGGGCGUGUACACGGUGCGCACGACCAAGUACAGCCUGCCCAAGGACGUGCACGACGCCGUCGCCAUGGUGCAGCCGACGACCAUGUUCAGCGACAUGAACAUGUCGGACGGGCGCGUCAAGGCCACCGAGAUAUCGCAUGCCAGCGGUGCGAGUGAUGCCGCCGCCGUGAACUGCGACAAGGGGCUCACGCCGCCGUGCCUGAGGGACCUCUACAAGAUCGACUACACGCCCCAGGACAACAAGACGACGAUUGGCAUCACGGGCUAUCUCCACGAGGUGGCUGGAAAGGCGGACCUGCAGUCGUUUCUCCAGCAGUACACCAGCAUCCCGUCGAACGCCACGUUUGGCGUGCAUCUCGUCAACGGGGGCACCAACGACGGAAACGGCACCGGCGAGGCCAACCUCGACACGCAAUACGCCAUGGGCCUGACGUACCCGAUCCACAACGACUUCUACUCGACGGCCGGCUCGCCGCCCUUCAUCCCCGACGCGAGCACGCCCAACAACACCAACGAGCCGUACAUCGAGUGGCUCAACUACAUGAACGGGCUGGACGAGGUGCCGACCACGGUGACGUCGUCGUACGGCGACAACGAGCAGACGGUGCCGCGCGACUACGCCGAGAACGUGUGCAACCAGUUCAUGAAGCUGGCGGCCCGCGGCGUGAGCGUCCUGGUGAGCUCGGGCGACGGCGGCGUGGCCGGCGGCCAGACGAGCAAGUGCGUGAGCAACGACGGCAAGUGCACGCGCAAGUUCCUCCCCACGUUCCCCGCCAGCUGCCCCCUGGGCGUCACCGCCGUGGGCGGCACCACCAAGAGCAACCCGGAAGUCGCCGCGGGCCUCUCCUCGGGCGGCUUCUCCGAGUACUUCCCCGUGCCCGACUACCAGGCCGCGCAGACCAAGGCGUACAUCACGGGGCUGGGCGACACGUACGCGGGGCUGUACAACGGCGGCGGGCGCGGCAUCCCCGACGUGGCGGCGCAGGCGGAGCGCUUCAUCGUCGUCAUCGGCGGCAAGAGCUACCUGCUCGCCGGCACGAGCUGCUCGGCGCCGACGUUUGCGUCGGUCGUGGCGCUGCUCAACGACUACCGCGUCGCGAGCGGGAAGCCGCCCCUGGGGUUCCUCAACCCGUGGCUGUACGGCAAGGGCUUCGCGGGGCUGAAUGACAUUACGCAGGGGACGAACCCCGGGUGUGACACGGAUGGCUUCUCGGCGGGCAAGGGGUGGGAUCCGGUGACGGGGCUGGGCACACCCAACUUUUCGGAGCUGAAGAAGCUCGUCUAG
Purpureocillium lilacinum is the source of this 1713-nucleotide messenger RNA. RefSeq lists its product as uncharacterized. The record is from RefSeq and is a predicted model, not a curated record. NCBI's taxonomy places the organism in Eukaryota, Fungi, Ascomycota, Sordariomycetes, Hypocreales, Ophiocordycipitaceae. Gene Ontology annotation, molecular function: serine-type endopeptidase activity; tripeptidyl-peptidase activity. Gene Ontology annotation, biological process: proteolysis.